Acanthopagrus latus (yellowfin seabream) is the source of this 1738-nucleotide messenger RNA. It is a transcript of the gene wdr92, whose product is annotated as WD repeat domain 92. The record is from RefSeq and is a predicted model, not a curated record. Gene Ontology annotation, molecular function: ubiquitin binding. The transcript is spliced from 8 exons. The coding region runs from base 167 to 1243 and encodes 358 amino acids. Lineage: Eukaryota; Metazoa; Chordata; Actinopteri; Spariformes; Sparidae.
ACAUUUCAUCAGGCACAUCACUAGACAGCCACGCUCUCAGCCGAAGGAGCGUCUCGACGUCAUCUGUUUUGGCAGCGAGCUGCAGUGAACCUCACCACGGUUCUCUUGGUACUUUUUAAUCAGGAAAAUUCAACCGUUUUUACUAAAUAUCCCCCAGACAGCAGAGAUGUCAUCGCCACUGUCAAAGCCUCAGAUCAUUGCGCACAUUCAGAAGAGUUUGAACUACACCGUGUUUGACAGCAAAUGGAUUCCCUGCAGCGCCAAGUUUGUCUGUCUGGGGAACUUUCCCAGAGGAACCGGAGUAAUGCAGAUAUAUGAAGUUCAGCACGGAGAGGCUCAACUUAUCAAGGAGAUAGAGAGACCUAAACCCAUAAAGUGUGGCACAUUUGGGGCCACCUCUCUUCAACAGAGACACAUAGCAACUGGGGAUUUUGAAGGAAAUCUCAAUAUAUGGAAUCUGGAGAUGCCAGAAGUGCCAGUGUACACUGUAAAGGCCCACAAAGAGAUAGUAAAUAGUAUUGAUGGUGUUGGCGGCCUCGGGAUUGGCGACGGUGCACCUGAGAUAGUCACUGGAAGCAGAGAUGGGACAGUAAAGGUGUGGGAUCCGAGGCAGAAGGAUUCACCUGUAGCCAACAUGGAGCCCAUAGAAGGCGAAACUAAGAGGGACUGCUGGACUGUCGCUUUCGGACAUGCCUUCAACGAUCAGGACCGCUGUGUGUGUGCUGGCUAUGACAACGGGGACAUCAAACUCUUUGACUUGCGGAAUAUGUCUCUACGGUGGGAAACCAACAUAAAAAAUGGGGUAUGCAGUGUGGAGUUUGACAGGAAAGACAUCAACAUGAACAAGCUGGUGGCCACCUCACUAGAGGGAAAAUUCCACGUCUUUGACAUGAGGACCCAGCACCUCACCAAGGGCUUUGCCUCUGUUUCUGAAAAGGCUCAUAAGUCGACCAUCUGGCAGGUGAGGCAUUUACCUCAAAACAGGGACAUCUUCAUGACUGCAGGGGGGGCAGGAAACUUACAUCUAUGGAAAUAUGAGUAUCCAGCUCACAGGAGCAAGAAGGACUCUGAUGGCGUGGAUGUGGGUGUAGCUGGCUCCGUCAACCUCUUACAGAACGCCACUCUGUCCACACAACCAAUCGCCAGCCUGGACUGGAGCCCCGACAAGCAGGGCCUGUGUGUGUGUUCAGGAUUCGACCAGUCUGUCCGCGUGCUCAUUGUCACCAAACUCAACGCAGUGUGAAAAAGUAGGCAGAUGAGGAAGUUCUGUGCAGCUCGACCCAAAUGAAGAGAAGUUACUGCUCUUUUUAUGAGGCAGAAGACAAUAGUUUCCUACUGCUGGUAAUAGUAGCGGUCUAUCUAGAUUUUAUACAGUUGAUACUAAUCUUUAGACUUUGAACUGGGAAAUCCUUUGUUGAGGUUAUUUUGUUUUGUCUCUGUUAAAUGUGAUCCCUGAAAAAUGUGUUUGGCUGAGCCUGCAGACAGUGUCACCCUGCAGAGCAGAGAAACACCUCUGAGUCAUACAGCCGCUGGCGUGGAAUAACACUUUAAGGAUGGAGACUUUGUGUCUUUUAUCGGUUUCCAUUUUUGUAGGAUACCCACUGAAACACCUGUUGUUGUUGUUGCACUAUUGUUUCGUUGAACAUUAUAAUAUUCCAGUUUUGUCUGUUAACGUUGUCGCUUUUGAUAUAUCAUUUUUAUUGAGAAUUCAAAUUAAAUAUGCCUUUGGAGAAAAAGA